AUGAAGGGAAAAAAAAAUUGUAAUGGAGAAGAUGGACAUAUUAUUGGAAUACAAACGAAUUCUCAUUCAUCGUCUAAAUUACAAAAUAAACAAAGGAGAAGUCGUACGAAUUUUACAUUGGAACAAUUAAACGAAUUGGAAAGAUUGUUCGACGAAACUCAUUAUCCUGAUGCUUUCAUGAGAGAAGAACUCAGUCAAAGAUUAGGACUUAGCGAAGCAAGAGUACAGGUGUGGUUUCAAAAUCGUAGAGCAAAAUGUCGAAAACAUGAGAGUCAAAUGCAAAAAGGAAUGAUAGUAUCAAGUCAUACACCGGCGACAGUGUCGACAACAUUAGAACCCUGUCGUGUGGCACCUUACGUAAAUGUUCCAUCCAUUCGAUUGACGUCAUCAUAUAAUCAAAUGCAAUCAUUAUCAGGAUUUUCGACAUUCGAUCCGGCCUUGUUUUCGGCAGCAGCGCAACAGUACGCGGCGGCAGCGGCUGCUUUUUCUUCGAGUUCUUCUCCAUUAGUUUUUUGCCCACAAUAUCCAUUAGGACUUGCUGCUCUUGCGGCCGUUCAUCAGGAUCGUCUUUAUUCAAAAAAUAGCAGCAUAGCCGAUUUAAGAUUUAAAGCUAAAAAACAUGCAGAAGCAUUAAAAAUGUCAACGGAAAAAAUUUGA
Messenger RNA from Pediculus humanus corporis (human body louse), 657 nucleotides. RefSeq names its product Short stature homeobox protein, putative. Gene Ontology annotation, cellular component: nucleus. The transcript has 5 exons. The record is from RefSeq and is a predicted model, not a curated record. Gene Ontology annotation, biological process: regulation of transcription by RNA polymerase II. NCBI's taxonomy places the organism in Eukaryota, Metazoa, Arthropoda, Insecta, Psocodea, Pediculidae. Gene Ontology annotation, molecular function: sequence-specific double-stranded DNA binding; DNA-binding transcription factor activity, RNA polymerase II-specific. Bases 1 to 657 code for a protein of 218 amino acids.